This is a messenger RNA of Morone saxatilis (striped sea-bass), 1759 nucleotides long. RefSeq lists its product as uncharacterized. Lineage: Eukaryota; Metazoa; Chordata; Actinopteri; Moronidae. The record is from RefSeq and is a predicted model, not a curated record. Gene Ontology annotation, biological process: Notch signaling pathway; protein ubiquitination. Bases 1 to 687 code for a protein of 228 amino acids. The transcript is spliced from 3 exons.
AUGAGUCCAGUGAGCAAGAGUCCAGUGAGCAAGAGUCCAGUGAGCAAGGGUCCAGUGAGCAAGGGUCCAGCAGGCACUCAAAGCAGCCGAGCCUCAGGUCCUUCACCUGCACGCAGCAAAGAACCUGAGGAUGAACCAUGUCCAAUCUGUAUGGAGCCAAUAGUGGCAACAGAGAAAAAGACUCUAAACUGCAAGCACUCGUUCUGUAGAGACUGUCUGAAAACAGCUUUCAACUACAAGCCUGUGUGCCCGACAUGUGGACAGCUGUAUGGCGUUUUGAAGGGGACACAACCUGAUGGAGGCAAAAUGGAAGUUACCAGAAAUGCUUCAUCUUUGCCUGGAUAUGAGAAAUAUGGAACAAUAAUCAUCAGUUAUUACAUUCCAAGCGGCACCCAAACGGAGGAGCAUCCUAACCCUGGUCACCCAUACGAAGGAGCAUCCCGUACAGCCUAUCUCCCAGACUCCUCAGAGGGGAACAAGGUCCUGAAACUGCUGAGACGAGCCUUUGAUCAGAGACUCAGCUUCACUGUUGGACGGUCCACCACCAGUGGCAGGAGCAAUAUGGUCACAUGGAACGAUAUUCAUCACAAAACCUCAGUAUAUGGAGGACCAACUCACUAUGGAUAUCCAGACCCUGAUUAUCUCAGCCGAGUUCGAGAUGAACUGAAGGUUAAAGGGAUUGAAUGACUUUAAGGUUUGUCAACACAUGAAUGUAGAGCUAACACAUGACACAACUAUCUCAAAAGCGUGAUGUACUGACAUCCCACAUUGUAAAAUGCACUUACACUACAAACCAGGAGGGAAAUUUCUUUUCAUAUUUUUAAUUCUAAUUAUUGUUUAUUGACUUGUUUAUAUUUUAUUGACUUUUUUUGUCUGAAAUAACUCAAUAUGGCUGGGGAGUGACAUUUCAACAGUUGAUUUUUAUUGGUCUAAUUGGUCAGAAUUCCCACGUCCUGGAAAACCUGGAAAAUCUCGAAAUUGAGAGGCUUGUUUUCCAGUUAUGGGAAUUGAUUAAAAUAACCAAAUAUCCUGGAAAUGUUUGUAUUUUAGCUCCUCAGUCAGAUUGCCUAUGUAAACCUAUGGUGUGUAUUUUAUACACGUGUGAUAAUAUAUGCACAGUAAUGCUGAUUGUAUGUGCAAUUACCACUUCAACUUGCUGGCAUGUUAUGUAAAAUAAAAUACACCCUACCUGAUGUGAAUUAAAUGUAAAAUGUAAGAUGGAAAUUAUUGUAGUCAAUUUGCCCAAAACCGCAGCUUAUAUAAUAUAUAUUUGUAAGCAAGUGCUGUCUGUUAUUAUCAAAAAAAAGAGUUGGAACCCUGUAAACUUCAUGAUAUGUAAGUAUUCUAAUUUGGCAGCAAAGCAAAGAGCUAACUGGGCUUGCUUUAUACAGUAGAUUGUAAAUCAAAAAAAUAUUUCAAAUUACUGUAUUCUGUCAAUGCACAGGUAGUACUGGUAAAAUUAUUUAAUGUUAGGUUGUGGGGAUUUAAAGGUGUUUUAGGUGAAAUCUGUAUUUUGGCUAAAUUCCUGUCAAGACUUUUGUGCAUAAUGACUUUAUUUUUUGAUCAGUUAAUGAAGUGAUGUCAAUAGAAACCAUCUUUAGGCCCAACAAAUGAAGUCAGAACUUUUUGUUUUGCUCUGUUGUAAUCAAUAACUAAACAGCCAGCAAUGGUCUCAAGAUUUUUAGAUUUUUUUAAUUUUAGCUUUGUUUAAUGUCAUACAUGCUGAAAAACAUGGGUUUUUAACCAUUAUUCCACAUAA